AAGCUCACAUUAAAAUUUAAUAAACUUUUAUAUUAAAAUUACUCAAAAGUAUAAAUAAAAUAAUUAGUUGCAAUAUUAUGAAAGAAUAACCUUAAAUACCUGCCAGAAAUCAUUAUCUCCCUAAUUGAAGCAACAUUUCCUGCACUUCCUCACAUAAACAAUAAGUUAACCUCAAAACUAAGAAAUGGAGAACAUCAAGGAGUCUAUUGCUGAAAUGAUGGGCCAGCUGAACGUGCGAAUGGCCAGCUUCGAAGCACAAAUGAACAAGGCUCCUGCAUCUCCCUCAGCUACUGGACUGGCAACUGAGUUUGCAGCCUUCAGGAGCUUCACGGUGUCUGCAUUCAACAUGCUCCAGAAGCAGGUCGAAAUGCUGGCAAGGGGCAUGGAUCACUUGGACAUGCGCAGCCGCCGGAAGAUCUUGCUUGUCCAUGGGAUUCCGGAGGCCAAGAAGGAGGAUGUAGCGAGCACAGCUGUCCGGGUGAUUGCACAGCACGUCGCGGGUCCUGAGCUCUUCUGCACAGACGACAUUGCUCGCAGCCACAGGAUGGGACGCAUAGGUGACAAGCCGAGGCCCAUUCUUGUAAAAUUCAAGGAUCUGGCACUGCGAAACAACGUGUGGUUCGCGAAGGCGAAGUUGAAGGGCAGUGGAGUCACGCUAUCAGAGUUCCUGACCAAGCCGCGCCACGAAGCUUUCAUGCAGGCUCGGCAGCGGGUCGGCGUGAAGCAGUGCUGGACGCGGGACGGCUGCGUGGUGGUGCUGGGCGCUGACGGGAAGCAGCAUCGCAUCGUGUCGCUCGCCGAGCUGGACCAGGUGUGUCCGCCGGCGAGCCUGAACUCCGGUGUGGUGGCACCAAAGGCCAGCGGCAGCAAAGCGCCGGAUGCCUCAUCGAGCUCUGGCAGAGCGAAGCGUACGGUCUCGAAAAAGUAGCGUAUGUUAGGUCCAUUUUUCUUUGUCGCCUUGCUGCUCUUCGAAACGAUUUGCGUACCCUACAUUUCCGUUUUUAUUUUAUUUAAUUAAGUAAUUUAGAUUCAGUUUCGCUUCAAAUUUGUUUUUCUUAAACGUCACGUCCACAGAGUACGUAAUGUCACGUCAGUCAGUAGCAUUAAAAUUUUUGACAGUUGACGUUACCCGUGACAUAUUUGUCUGUGCAUCUGUGAUCUGUGUGUAUAAACUUUUUUUUUUUUUCUUAUUGUGUCUUGUUUGUCAUUUAGUUGCGUUUGGAAAUUGCUUCUAUUUAUAUUUAU
Molecule: messenger RNA, 1245 nt
Organism: Plutella xylostella (diamondback moth)
Lineage: Eukaryota; Metazoa; Arthropoda; Insecta; Lepidoptera; Plutellidae
Source: RefSeq, a predicted model, not a curated record